AUUACUUCUGGUGCCGCCUUGCGAAGCUGAAGAUCUUUCCCCUCCUCCCAAAAGUUCCCUGAAGAUAACAAAGGUUACAGCCAUCGACACAAACUUCUCAGACACUUCGCUCCGAGCCUUCAGAGCGUGGGGUUGGCCUCUGCUGUCACCAUGGAUCCUGGCCGGGUGGCAGGGCAGGGCUGUAGAUGACAUGGACACCCCAAAGAAGCUGGGACAGGGAAUCGUGUGCAGUAUCUAGAGCAGAGCUCUGCAAUGGAUACGAGGAUGGCCACGUCCACCUUGCCUGCCUUCAGCCUUGUGUCUGGCAGCGAGGCAGAGGAUGGAGGCAGGGCAGGAGCUGCUCCUGAGUGCCCAAGCUCCCAAGGGAUAUCACUGUCGGGAGGAAAGCCCAGGGCAACGGCAAGCCAGGCCAAUUUUGAGGAAGACAGCCAGAAGGAAGUAGCUGUGGGACACUGGAAGACACUAAUGCCAUCCAAAGGCAGCAAGGAGGAGCCAGAAGCUGGAUGCCAAGAUGCUGGAGGUGUGGAUGAGACCCAGUCCACAGAGCAGCUUGAUGUGUCACGUUUACGCAGCUCCUCAGUGGAGAUCCGUGAAAAGGGGUCUGAAUUCCUGAAGGAAGAGCUGCACAAAGCACAAAAGGAGCUGAAGCUGAAGGACAAAGAAUGUGAGAGGUUGUCAAAAGUCAGAGAACAACUGGAGCAGGAACUAGAGGAGCUAACAGCUAGCUUGUUUGAGGAAGCGCACAAGAUGGUGAGAGAAGCAAACACUAAACAGGCAGCGGCGGAGAAACAGCUGAGGGAGGCGCGGGGGAAGAUUGACAUGCUGCAGGCAGAGGUGACAGCUCUGAAGACCCUGGUGAUCACGUCCACACCUUCCUCUCCCAACUGGGAGCUGCACCCUCAGCUCCAGAGCCCUUCCAAAACUGUCUUCAGGAAGGGCCACGGGCGAAACAAGAGCACCAGCAGUGCAAUGGUCUCAGCUGCCAGCCAGAAUGUGACUCCAGAGCCCGUCAGUCGGGAGUGCAAAGAGUCAGGGUUUCCUGCUCUCCUCUCUCUGCUCCUCUGUAUCCUCCCUGGGAAGGCUGUCCACAUCACCUAUGAGCCAGGCUGGCAGGCCUUGGGGGCAGAUGGCUCCUCAACCUUGCAGCAGGUCGACUCCAUUUUAUUUGCUGAAUUCCAGGCCUGGAAAGAAUCUCCAACUUUGGAUAAAUCCUGCUCCUUCCUAGACAGAAUUUAUCGAGAAGAUGUAGGACCUUGUCUGGACUUCACUAAGCAGGAGCUGUCGGAGCUGGUGCGAGUGGCCGUGGAGCAGAACACACUCACCAUUGAGCCUGUUGCUUCCCAGACACUGCCCGUGGUGGAGGUGUCAGCAGAAGAGUGUGGUGGGCCAAAUGGGUUCCGGUCCCAAAUUAUAACGAAAUGUGCUCUGAGCGGCCUCCCCAGGACCUGCAAGCACCGCAUCAUGCUGGGGGAUUCCGGGAGUUACUACUACAUUUCACCAUCCUGCAGGGCCAGAAUCACAGCAGUGUGCAACUUCUUCACAUACAUUCGCUAUAUCCAGCAGGGCUUGGUGAGGCAGGAUGUGAAGCUGAUGUACUGGGAGGUCAUGCGGCUCCGCAGGGAGAUGUCCUUGGCCAAACUUGGGUUUUAUCCCAGUGAGAUGUGAGCAGAGGCCCGAGCAUGGAAGGAAACUGCUCCUGGAUGAACAGCUUGUCAAGUGUAGUCUGCUGAACAGAUGGAUGCAAUCCCUCUCCUGCAGUGGGCCUCCCUCUGCCUGGAGCUAAUCAAGGAGCAAGAAGCACAAGUUGCAUCUUCAGCUGUCCCACUUCUCCAACUGUGACUAGAAAGCAGCUGCCAAGCUACCACCCCUGUGGAGCUGGGCUGGCCCUGGCUGCUCUGGGGUGGCCAUCUAUAGACCGUCCUCUGUGGAGUUUCCUAUAUGCAGUGUAUAUCCAUUUUUUUAAAAAACCUUUGUUUUUAUAUGCAAUCUGCUUUGGCAUAGUCUGAGGCCAAGUCUGUGCAGGGCAGGAGUCCUGGACCUUCUUUGGAAGCACAUUUUUCAGGACAGAUGCUGGCUGUCUGUCCAUCUGUUGGUGGAGGGUGCUGUGCCCAGGUUCUCCUCACCACUUCCUCCCCCUGUACAUGCCAGCAGCACACAAUGAUCUGAUGGAGAGCCAUGAACAGCCUGAUUCCAAGUACUUCCUUGCUCCUUGUAAAGGAGCCUGCACAAGGAGCUUUCCUGCCAACUGAGUCAACAAAGAGGGAUUUGUUGCUGUUUUUAGCUUGUUAUUUGGCACUGGGGGAGCAGAGGCUGGAGCUGGGCACCUGGGGCCUUCAGCAGAAGAAAAGCAAAAAGGAAAACUGCAGAACUCACAGCUGGCUGCAGCCUACAGGAGGUUUUCUCCUCAUCUAGAGGUUCUGCUGCACUUGUCACAGGCAGAUGUGGACCUUGACUGCCCUGUGUCAGUCCUUGAUGCACAAGUCCAUCGUGGUGCUCUUGGAGACAAACCUCACCCACAAAGAGAUGCUUUUGAGCAGUCCCUCGUUUCAGGGUAACUUUGGGUGGUAGUUCCCACUAUUUAGAUAGAAAUCCUGGUCCCAGGCUGGGUUCUUUGUCUCCAAGAAGAAGCAUGCCUGGGCUGGGAGCAGUUGUGAGGCCUCAAGGAUUCCUCCCAGUGUUGCAUCAGUCCUAGACCUGAAUGUCUGCUGGGAAACCCAGCUUCUCUUGGGAAACCCAGCUUCUCCUGGGCUGCUAUCUCCAGCAAGAAGGUUUGAUACAUCUUUCUGUGCACAUGAAGGGUGGUGGCUGCAGUUCCUGUUUGCCUCAAAUGUGCAGGAAUGGAUGUCCCUAAAGCUUUUGGGAAGCAGAGGGCUGCUGAAGCUUGAGCUCAGGCCCAGGCUUGUCUGAACAGAACUGUUAAAGCCAUGCCAGUGUUUUGUAGCCAAUUUAGCCUUUUUUUCAGUGACUGUGGAGUCAGCUGAGCCACCACUUGCCCUGGAGGUUUCAUCUCACGUGGCAUUUCUGCACUCUUGGCUGGUAUGUCACCCUGUCUGUCU
This is a messenger RNA of Apus apus (common swift), 3056 nucleotides long. It is a transcript of the gene RAB3IL1, whose product is annotated as RAB3A interacting protein like 1. Gene Ontology annotation, molecular function: guanyl-nucleotide exchange factor activity. The record is from RefSeq and is a predicted model, not a curated record. Lineage: Eukaryota; Metazoa; Chordata; Aves; Apodiformes; Apodidae. The transcript is spliced from 12 exons. Gene Ontology annotation, cellular component: Golgi to plasma membrane transport vesicle. The coding region runs from base 253 to 1665 and encodes 470 amino acids. Gene Ontology annotation, biological process: exocytosis.